Molecule: messenger RNA, 1197 nt
Organism: Cyclospora cayetanensis
Lineage: Eukaryota; Apicomplexa; Conoidasida; Eucoccidiorida; Eimeriidae
Product: mediator of RNA polymerase II transcription subunit 12
Exons: 5
Source: RefSeq, a predicted model, not a curated record
AUGGAAUGCCCAUUGUUGAGCUGUUUUGAUGAAUGGCGGUCCUUGUUAUCAGGCAACGCCUGCAAGAAGAUAAGGGCAAAACUACCGUCCUUGCUUCAUUUGACUGUAAAAAAGAGCCCCACGAACAAGCAGUACUUGCAGAGUUUUUCUCGCGUCGUGGGGAAGCGCGGGGAGCCUCUAGUAUGGUACAAGAAGAACGGCCAUCCCUGGUGGACUGGCUUGCUGUGCAGCCCCGAGGACCCGUUUCUGAACCCCCCGCUUCCUGAUGAGCUGAAGAAGCACAGACCAGGUCGCGUGCUGGUAUUAGGCCUCGCGAUCAACUCUUACUGUUGGGUACUGCCUUCAAGAAUUCGGGAUUUCCGGUUGGCCUAUGAUGAAGUUGCUCCAGGAGUUCGUCGGCUUAAUACGGCAGCCCGCGUGGCCGUGCAGACGGCGCUGGAGGAGUGCAACUGGAAGGACCACAAGGACUGGCAGUCCAUGGAGACGCUCUUAGCAGAAGAUGCUGCUUCCGAUGCGGAGUGGAUGACAGAACAUGAUGAGCCCUCGGAUGCAGAUUUUGACAGGGUCCCGCGUAGCCCUCAGGAGGCCCCAAAGGCCCCCGAAGCUUCAGAGCCGUCCAAAGGGCGAAGGAGCAAAAGUAAGCGUAGUACUGACAAGGACAAAAGUAAGCCGACGCACAGCAAGACAAAGGUCAACAAAAAGGAGGAAACGACGGUGCAGGGCGCAAGCAGCAGCAAGGCAGCGAAGCGCACAAAGAAGCCGAAGAACGUCGCGACAGUUUCUAAAGAAGAUGCAUUGGAGCCUCGGAAUGCAGGGGAUGCAGUUGCGGAAGGAGCACCGGCUCAAGCAACAGCCGCUUCCGCAGCUGCGUCGGCUUCGCGCAGUAAGAAAAGAGACACCCCAGCAAGCAGCAGCGCAGCACCUGCCAGUGCUAGCGGUGGACGGAUUGACGGCCAUAAGCAGCAGGAAUCGCCAAAAGCUAGAAAGGAGGAGCACACCAAGAAGCAGGAACAACAGCCUGAGAAGAGCAGGAUAGCAAAGAAAGCAGCCGCCGCAGUAGUUCUCCACGCAGUGAAAGCGGACACAGAAACAAGGGCCGCAGUUGCGGUAGCAGCAGCAGCCGCAGUAGCAGCAGCAGCCGCAGUAGAAGCAGCAGCCGCAGCCGCGGUAGUGGCAGCAGCUGCGGUAGCAGCAGCA